Messenger RNA from Tuber aestivum (summer truffle), 2192 nucleotides. The record is from the annotation of a GenBank genome assembly. Lineage: Eukaryota; Fungi; Ascomycota; Pezizomycetes; Pezizales; Tuberaceae.
AUCCCACAUCCCUCCUCCUCCCGACCUUCUCUUCUUCUUCCCCUCCCUUCUAGUACCGGUACGGCCCAUUCUUCUCUCUCUCUCUCCUAGAUAGAUAUCAGGGUAAUCCCUUUUCCAUCGGACACUUCUCGAUAAAAUUAUUUUUAUCCUCCUUCUCUUUCCCACAAAUACCCCGAUCCCGUCUAGUAUAUAAAAUAUGGUUGACCAGAAGGCAGUUUUGAGUUUGUUUCCCCCAUUGGUUAGCCUCGCUUGUCUAUAUGCCCUGUGCUAAUAGAUUUGGGCUUUUUUUAGUUGUUAUCGACGGUUGGGGGAUUUCUCCCUCUGAUAAUCUCCCUGGAGAUGCCAUUUACAAUGCAAAGACCCCAGUAAUGGACUCCUUCCGCGAGAAUGCGGACGGAUACACUACUCUCGAAGCCUCGUCUCUUGCUGUAGGAUUGCCCGAGGGACUAAUGGGUAACAGUGAGGUCGGGCAUUUGAAUAUUGGCGCUGGGCGUGUUGUCUGGCAAGAUGUAAGCAAAAUAAAACACCCUGAAACACCCGGUCAGACUAAAAGAAAAGAAAAGAAAAACUAAUGAAACCCCCAGGUUGUUAGAAUUGACCAGACCAUGAAGAAGGGUGGCUUCCCCGAAACUGAGAACAUCAGGGCUUCAAUGGUGCAUGCAAGGGAGGGGAACGGCCGUCUCCAUCUGUUGGGCUUGGUUUCGGACGGUGGAGUACACUCCCACCAGAACCACCUCUACUCUCUACUUUCAACCGCGAAGGAACUUGGGGUUCCACAUGUUUAUAUUCACAUGUUCGGCGAUGGGCGUGACACAGACCCCAAGAGCAGUGCCAGGUAUCUGCAGGAACUGAUUGAUAAGAUCAGCGAGCUUGGUAUGGAAGAUACUGUCAAGAUUGGGACGAUCGUGGGAAGAUACUACGCUAUGGACAGGGACAAGAGGUAUAGUAGCACAAUAACUAACUCAAAAUAUCAGUGGUUAAGCUAAUUUCUUUAACUCCAGAUGGGAGCGUGUUAAAAUUGCCUUGGAGGGACUCGUCCUAGGUAAAGGUGAAACCUCGAAGGACCCCGUCGCAACCAUCGAAGCCAAAUAUGCGCAUAACGAGACGGAUGAGUUCUUGAAGCCGAUCAUCGUCUCGGGGGAAGAAGCAAGAAUCAAAGGUACGCCAACCAUUAGCACCCCACGUUCACUGUAUCUUAAAUAGCGGGGUUUGUGCUGAUUUCGAAUCAAGAUAACGACACCCUUUUCUUCUUCAACUACCGUUCAGAUCGUGUGCGUGAAAUCACCCAGCUUCUUGGUGUAGACAAUUCUCCUCUUCCCGACUUCCCUUAUCCCAAGAACAUCAAUAUCACUACAAUGACCCAGUACAAGACCGACUAUCCUUUCAACAUCGCUUUCCCACCACAACGCAUGGAUGAUGUCUUGGCUGAGUGGCUGUCCAGGAAAGGGAUCAAGCAGUGCCAUGUUGCCGAGACUGAGAAAUAUGCUCAUGUUAGCUUCCCCGUGCACACCACACCGUAUAUAUCAGCUGAUCAUGUGGGUGGAACAGGUAACUUUCUUCUUCAACGGGGGAGUGGAGCUGCAGUUUGAGAACGAAACCAGAGAUAUGGUUCCUUCCCCGAAAGUCGCUACCUACGAUCAAGACCCCGGGAUGUCAUGUGCCGCGGUUGCUGAGAAGCUCAGUGAACGUAUCGCCGAAGGAAACUUCGAGUUCCUAAUGAACAAUUUUGCGCCUCCGGACAUGGUUGGGCACACCGGUGUCUACCACGCCGCUGUUCAGGCCGUUAGCCACACUGACACCGCGAUCGGUGUUGUUUAUGAAGCAUGCAAAAAACAUGGAUAUAUUCUCUUUAUCACAUCCGACCACGGCAAUGCCGAGGAAAUGUUGAAUGAAGGGGGUACCCCAAAGACCAGUCACACUACCAAUCCAGUACCAUUUAUCAUAGCGAAUGCACCCAAGGGAUGGGGUUUGAAAAAGGAAGAUGGGGUUCUGGGCGAUGUUGCCCCCACUAUCCUAGCCGCGAUGGGUUUGGACCAGAGCGAUCAUAUGAGUGGCCAGAGCCUCUUGAUCAAGUCCUAGUCUAGUUAUCUGCCGGAAUGUAUUUUAGAGUUUUUUUGCAUCUCAGGUGGGCUUAAUAGAAGGUGGGUUAAGUGCACUGGAUAGAGUAUGAUAAAAUAAACUCAAUUCCAAAU